Theobroma cacao (cacao) is the source of this 2765-nucleotide messenger RNA. Its product is annotated as Nucleic acid-binding, OB-fold-like protein. The record is from RefSeq and is a predicted model, not a curated record. NCBI's taxonomy places the organism in Eukaryota, Viridiplantae, Streptophyta, Magnoliopsida, Malvales, Malvaceae. Gene Ontology annotation, molecular function: nucleic acid binding.
UCUUCACUCCCCAGUCCCAGGCAGCCGUUUUAUACCCACCAGCAGUCCAGCACCAAAGCGCAAUUUUCAAUCUGAGUACAAAAUUCUACAAUUCCUCAAUGCUACUCAACGCUGUCUGAUGAGUUUGCUUUUAAUUUCGCAUUAGGAAUGAACGGUCUUGCUUGCGCCUCCGCUACCACCGCCGCUGCUUCGUCCUUCUCUGUCAACAAGUUUUUGCUGUUUCCUUCUGCAUCACCGUCAAGAGCAGGACCGAAAAGAGGGGCGAAAAGGGUUUCUUUCAGGAUUUUUGCGGCGAAAGAAGAGCCAAAGUUUGACAAAUGGGACCAAAUGGAGCUCAAGUUUGGCCGCUUGCUUGGUGAAGACCCCAAACUCACCCUUGCCAAGAUAAUGGGUCGAAAAGCAAACCCCGAAGCAUCUUAUAUUGAAAUUGAGAAAGCAUUUCAUAAGAACAAGGGUAAAAUAGUUGAAGUAGAGGAGGUUCCUUUUGAUGUUGAAAAGAAAUCGCCCACCUCAUCUUCUGAUAGCUUAAAUUUAGUUCGUCCUGUUCCGAAGAAGGGAAUCAAGUUUAAAGCUGAUGGUAAUCCAGCUGUAUCUGAGAUAAAGAGACCAACUCUGUCAGAUGGGAAGACCGUGGAUAGUGCAAAAAAGGGCAGGGUUCCAAACGUUAUCUUGAGAAAGCCAACUUUGAUCAAUGAAGAUGAUGUAGAAGACCUACCCAGGUUUAGGAUAAAACCAAAUUUGUCACUGAAAAUGAGGAAUGAAAAGGCGAAGGACCACUUUAGUGAAAUGACAUUGUUGAGAAAGCCAGAACCGAUGAGUGUUGAUACAAGCCUUGAUAAGAAACAAGACUCUGAAGGUAGUGUUGGGCUGGAGAAAGAGAAAGAAGUGGAGGAUAGAAUUGGUGAUUUUACAAUAUUAGAAAAGUCUGAACAGAGUAUCCAUACAAACAUUCGCGAAAUGCAAGAGCUAUUUGAAGAUUUAGAAAUUGAAGGGCAAAGGUUGGAAGCGGAGAUAGAAGCUAACAUGCUGGCUAACGCAACAGAGAAUACUUCUCAAGAAUCAUUAGAAGCGGGGCAUAGCUCAAUCCCUAAGAAACCUGAGAGAAAGGAUGACUCCAUAAGUGGAAUGCAGCCAGUUGAGCUAAGUAAUAGGGUAUCUACUGAGGAAUCCAGCACUGGUCCCUCUAUCGAAGCUGCACUUCAAGGGAAGCCAAAAAGAUUAGAUCAAUCUGUGAAAGAAACAUCAAACUCCAGUAGAGCACAAACUGUUCCCAUCAAUCCUGAAGAUUAUGGUGAUCUCCCUUCUAUAUCACCUCAGGAGGAUAGUGAUUGGACGAGGGUAGAACAUCUGCUUAAGACAGGAGAAAGGGCAGAAGUGGAGUUAAUAAACUCUAGCACGAGAGGUUUUGUUGUAUCUUUUGGUUCUUUGAUUGGAUUUUUGCCUUACCGCAACUUGGCAGCUAAAUGGAAGUUCUUAGCUUUUGAGUCAUGGUUGAGACAGAAGGGCUUAGACCUGGCUGCUUAUAAACAGAAUUUGGGAGUUAUUGGAAGUUCUGAUAUAAUGAGCAAGAACUCUUCUCUAGUAUCAAACUCAGAUAUGGAAAAUAACCAACAAUUUGAGGGAAAAUUGUCACCUGAUAUGAAUUUGGAAGAUCUUUUGAAGAUUUAUGAUCAAGAGAAGCUUAAAUUCUUGUCCUCAUUUGUUGGUCAGAGAGUCAAAGUAAAUGUGCUAAUGGCUGACAGAAAGUUCAGAAAACUUAUAGUUUCUCUGAGGCCAAAAGCAAAGGAAGAGUUAGUAGAGAAAAAGAGAAAUGUUAUGGCCAAGCUUCGUGUAGGCGAUGUUGUUAAAUGCUGCAUCAAGAAAAUCACUUAUUUUGGUAUAUUUGUGGAGGUUGAAGGCGUGCCUGCUCUGAUUCACCAGACCGAAGUAUCGUGGGAUGCCACCUUGGAUCCUGCAUCUUAUUUCAAAAUUGGUCAGAUUGUUGAGGCAAAAGUUCACCAAUUGGAUUUCACACUGGAGCGUGUAUUUUUAUCAUUGAAGGAGAUAACGCCAGAUCCACUGAUUGAGGCCUUGGAUUCUGUGGUUGGUGAUCGUGAUAACUUAGAUGGAAGAUUACAAGCAGCGGAAGCGGACUCUGAGUGGCCUGAUGUAGAGUCACUUAUCAAAGAAUUGCAACAGAUUGAAGGGGUUCAAUCAGUUUCAAAAGGCCGAUUUUUCUUGAGCCCUGGUUUAGCUCCAACAUUCCAGGUUUAUAUGGCAUCCAUGUUUGAGAAUCAAUAUAAGUUACUUGCUCGAUCUGGAAACAAAGUACAAGAGAUCAUUGUUCUGGCAUCAUUGGAUAAAGAAGAGAUGAAAUCUACAAUUCUGUCGUGCACAAAUAGAGUGGUAUAGGGUUCUUGCUUUCUGGUUUACCACUGUCUUCUUAUUCAGCCUAUUGGUAUCCCAUUCCACCUUUUCUGGAACUCCAACUUUGUCCCCAAUAGGCACUUUCGGCUGGAGGAUAAGAGAGUGAACAGAAAGUGCGGGGAUUGGGGCGGUGGUGGAUUGUUUGGAUUUUCUUGUUAACCCCCCUAUAAUGGCAAGUAUCACUAUCAGCACAUUCUGUCGUUCUGCAAUGGAAAACAUAAGCAAUGUAUCUUCUGUUCGAAAGCUUAUCUUUUUAUACCAGGUUCAUAUUACAUAAACAUCGAAUUAAUGUCUGAUAGAAUAGCACUGUAAACAGCCACCCCUAUUUAUUCAAUAUAGUUUUAUGCCUUUUCUUUUCU